CUUUCUUCACAAGACGACGGAAUUUGAAGCCGCAUAUUGCCGCCUUCUGCAGCUGCCAUGGCUAGGAAGAAUAUUGUUUAUGGUGUGAUCCACGCACCCCGCAGACAUUCAAGGUCUCGGUCGCAUACAUUGGAAGCAACUGCAGCCGUGAGCGCGAGGUUUAAAAGAGCUAUAUAUACCGUCAAGAAUAGACAAUAGACAAUCUCGAGGAAUUGCUGAGGUCUGAUCAAACGAUUACCUACGAUGCCUUCGACACAAUUCGCGUUUAAGGAAAAGUACCAAUAUCAAAAUGGCUUCGGCUCCUAUCACGAGUCUGAAGCGGUAGAAGGCGCGCUCCCCAUCGGCACCAACUCGCCCCAAAAACCACCAUACGGGCUAUACGCCGAGAAGCUCUCGGGAACCGCCUUCACAGCCCCCCGCCACGAGAACCAGCAAACAUGGCUCUACCGCAUCCUCCCCUCAUGCGGCCACAGUAACUUCGAGGCGCGCGAAUCAAAGACGUUCAACACCAACCCCGAGAACAAGCCAUGGGAGAAGAUCCACUUCAUCCCCAACCAACUGCGAUGGGACCCCUUCGACCUCGACGAGUCGGUCGACUGGGUGCACUCGCUGCAUCUGGUUGCCGGCGCGGGAGACCCCACGAUGAAGACGGGCGUGGGCUACUUUAUCUUCGCGGCUGGGAAAGAUAUGGCGUCGAAUGAGGCGUUUUACUCGGCAGACGGCGACUUUUUGAUCGUCGCCCAGCACGGCGUUCUCGAUAUCCAAACAGAGCUGGGCCACAUCGUCGUCCGCCCUAAUGAAAUCUGCGUCAUCCCCCGCGGCAUCCGAUACCGCGUCACGCUCCCCGAGGGCCCCGUGCGAGGCUACAUCCUCGAGCUGUACCAGGGCCACUUCCAGCUGCCGGAACUGGGGCCCAUCGGCUCCAACGGGCUAGCCAACGCGCGGGACUUCCAAGCCCCCCUCGCCGCCUUCGACGAAGACACAUCCACAGAAUGGCACAUACUGGCAAAAUUCGCCGGCCACCUCUACGCAGCAAAGCAGCAACACACGCCCUUUGACGUCGUCGCCUGGCACGGCCUAUACUACCCGUACAAGUACGACCUAGGCCGCUUCAACACCAUCGGCAGCAUCUCCUACGACCACCCCGACCCCAGCAUCUUCACGGUGCUAACCGCGCCGUCACCCCACCCGGGCACCGCAGUCGCAGACUUCGUCAUCUUCCCCCCACGCUGGCUCGUCGCAGAACACACAUUCCGCCCCCCCUGGUACCACCGCAACACAAUGUCCGAGUUCAUGGGCCUGAUCGGCGGCCAGUACGACGCAAAAACAGGUGGUGGCUUCCAGCCCGCCGGCGCCUCGCUGCACAACGUCAUGUCUGGCCAUGGGCCCGACGCGGCGACGCAUGAGAAGGCGUCGAAUGCCGAGCUGCAGCCGCAUAAAGUCGGCGAGGGUAGUAUGGCGUUUAUGUUCGAGAGUUACCUCAUGAUUGGCGUUACGGAUUGGGGGCUCAAGACUUGUCAGAAGGUGCAGGAGGAUUAUAAUGCGGAGAGUUGGGCGCCGUUGAAGGCGCAUUUUCAGAGACCGGGGCCGGCGAGGAUUGAGAAUGGGGUGGAGGCGGUGAGGGAGGGGGAGGAGGGGGAUAAGGCUACGGUGCCGCAUUAUACGUAA
This is a messenger RNA of Dothidotthia symphoricarpi CBS 119687, 1668 nucleotides long. Its product is annotated as homogentisate 1,2-dioxygenase-like protein. The record is from RefSeq and is a predicted model, not a curated record. The transcript is spliced from 2 exons. Gene Ontology annotation, molecular function: homogentisate 1,2-dioxygenase activity. Gene Ontology annotation, biological process: L-phenylalanine catabolic process. Gene Ontology annotation, cellular component: cytoplasm. Lineage: Eukaryota; Fungi; Ascomycota; Dothideomycetes; Pleosporales; Dothidotthiaceae. Bases 244 to 1668 code for a protein of 474 amino acids.